AUGCACAGAAUAUUGAAGAUUAAACAUGUCCAAGCAGUCUCCACAGAGCUCUUAUAUAUGAUCAAAGUUUCUUCGGAGCCAAGGAUAAGUAGCAUUCUAGCUGUAUUAGCAUCCAUGAUCGGAGGUUUUACAGCAUUCCCUAGUACCAAGGACGUCACGGAAAGUGAUGACCAUUGUAAUCAACAGCACAUAAUAUUUGUCAAGAAUUCUCUGAACAUUCUACAUCAUCCCCGAUCAUUUUGUGGCACAAACGAUAAAUGA
Messenger RNA from Blumeria graminis f. sp. triticale, 261 nucleotides. NCBI's taxonomy places the organism in Eukaryota, Fungi, Ascomycota, Leotiomycetes, Helotiales, Erysiphaceae. The record is from the annotation of a GenBank genome assembly.